AUGAUAAAAAGAUCUAACUCUGAAACUAACAGCAACACAUCUUUUCGAGCGAAGGAAGCUUUAGAUCAGUAGUAAGCACAUGAUAUUGAAUAAAGCUUCUAUAAGCAGAAAACUAGCCCUGAAAGGAGCAAAAAAUCUAGCAAGAUAAACUCUUCAUUCGUAGAAUAUUUAAUUCGGGAUAUAGAUAAUAAAGAAGGUAUAAAUAAAAUACUUAGUCAAGAUGGAUCUGUAGGCAAUAAAGAAAAAAGAAUUAUUUAAAAGGAAUAAUUGCCAAGUAGAAAGAGAGAAAUAAGAGCAGAGAGCGCUAAUUCGUACAAUUAAAAUAAUAAGGAGAUAGAUAGAAAUGGCAACAAUAAUUAAUGGAAUAUAAAUGGAAUGAGUAAUUUGAACAGUAACCAAAAUUAAACUCAUUAAUCAAUAGAAAAGAAGCAGGAAUAAAAUGCUUAUAUGAAUGGCAAGUGCGUAUACAAAAUAUUUCCAAACAUACAAUUAAAACUACCAAUGAUAUCUCAAAACAAUAAUAAUAAUAGUCAUACUUAUCAAAAUAUUUAGAAUUAAAAUAAUUCUGUUAAUAUCAACUCUGCAAUAAGACCUUAUUAAUUGGGGUAUUCUAUUGACCAUAAUUAUUAUCCAUAACAUGUAGUAGGACAUAGGCAAGGUAUAAAAACUUAGUAGUCUCCUAGAGGCUAGAUUUCUCCAUAUUAAAAUAAUAAUAGUCAAUGCUAAAAUACAAAUAAUCAUAGCUAUAUUACCAAGAAGUAUAUAGACAAGUCAUUUGAGGAAAUAGUUGGAAGAGUCAAUACAGAAAUGAGCUAGGCAGGAAAAGUAAAGUCAAAAUCUAUUACCGAAUCAAAUAAUGAUCCUCAUUAUUCCGCUUCUAAAUCGAUUAAUGGACUUAUUAAUUAAACUGAAAUAUCAGAUUUAUAGCCACAAAAUGCCUUUUUUUAGUAGAAUUUUUCUAAUCAUAAAUCUGUAAAUUCUUAAAAUUAUAAAAGGAAAAUUCUUCUCAAAUUAAAAUCUAGCCAAUAGACUAAAAAUAAUUACUAGAAUACACAAAGCUCAAAUUACACUGAAUAAUCAUCAUCAGGGAUUGCAAGUAGCUACUUAAAUAAUUAAAACGAUUAACAAAAAUAGAGGUUACAGCAGGAUAGAUUGAUAAAUUAUAUAAGCUGUAAAUUCAAUCAAAUAGAUAAAAAUUUGAAUAACAAACUCUCAAAAGAUGAAAUAAUUUAAUUUUUUGAGUGCCACAGUGGCUCUCCUAUUCAAAGUUAUAAAGAUUUUGAAAUUUUUAUUAAAAAUAACUUCUCUAUGUUCUUAUUAGAGCUAGUGUAGAAAGAAACAGAAAAGGCUGGAUUUCUUAAUUUUAGAGAGUUUAAGCAAUUGUUGUAAGAUUUUUUUAUGAAAAAUAUUCAAGCUUUAGAGAAUAAAGCUGUUUUGGCUAUAAAACCUGUUUAAAAUAGUGUAAAUUUGAAAAAUAAUCCAGAUCAAUCUAUUUCAUUAUUUUAGAAGAAAAGAGAAACCUCGUCAGAAUUAAAAAAUAAUAAUUAGCCACAAUUUAAGCUUUCUGAUAAAAGAAUUUAUUCAGCUUAAAAAGCAAGAGAUUAAGAGAAUGAAGAGUUACUGGCUAUUCGCUAAAGAGAUAAUUCAUUUGAUAACGCUGUUUAAAGAUAAGUUAAUUCAUAAAAUUAAUCUCAAUUAUAAAAAUAAUAAAAAAUUUAAUAAUAAAAUGUUUAAAAUAAAGAAAAGAAAUUGUUAAAAUAUGAUUUAUUUUAGUAGUAAAAAAAGUAUAAUUUCGAAAAUUAAAUUAAUUCUAACAAACAGCUAAAUUAAAGUUAUAAUUAUCCGAAUUAGCAGCAUCAAAAUAAUUCUACGAACGUUUAAAUAGACUAAAUAAGCUCUGGUGCUAAAAAUUAGAUAUAGAAAAAUUAAGCAUCAAAUUAAAAGUACUACUUAGGUUCUUAUAAUGCAAGUCGAAUUCCAUCAUAAAACUAAAUUAAUAAUAGCAGCUUUUCAAAUAGCUGCUCUGAAAAUGAUUUCCAAUCUCCUAAGAAAUUAAAUAAGCUAUAUCAAAGUCAAAAUAAACAAAAGAUGUUGUAAGACUAAUAAUAAAGUAAUUAAAAAAGUUAAGUAAAGUAAACUGAAACCAAUAAAAACACAAAUAGCGAAAUAGAUAUUGAUAAAAAUAGCUUAAACAACCAGAGCAAUAUCAUAUUCAGAACAGAAUAAAAAGUCAGAUCUAAAUCAACUAUUAGAAAUCAAUCUUCUUAAAGUGCAAGGAAAGUGUUGUAAAAUGAAAAAAUCUAGACUUCUGAAAACUCUUAAAAUAGUCUCAGCUACAAUAAAUAAUUUAGGAGCAACAGCUAAUAAUCUAACUACUCUUUUGAUUCUCCUAUAAACAACUAAUUGCCAUAGUUUCAUCUUAAGCUACAAAAAUCUAAAUUUUCAAAUGAAUCUCCUACAUAAAAACCUUAAAAUAAUAGGUAUCAAUAGACAAAUGAAAACAAUGAAGAAUCAGAGUAGUAUGUAAAAUUUAUUGAAUUACAUUAAAUUCCUAUAAAUGCUGAUUCUAAAUUGAACUCUCAAUAAUAGUCAAAUACAUAACCUACCGAGUAAUAAAAAAUAGUUAAAUAGGAAAUUAUUGUUCAAAAGGCAAGAUCAAAUUCGAGAAAUAUUUAAAACCCAAAAAAUUCACCUCCGAAUGAUAACAACCGCUUGAGAAGCUUAUCAAAAGAAAGUCAAUCAAGUAAAUAAUCGACUUAGACUAUUAAAGCAAAGCUUGCUUAAAACGAUGUUAUUUAUAACUAGGAGAAUAAAUAACUAAGUUAAUAAAAAAAACCUAAUCAGCAAUAAACUACUGAAUUUAUAGUGGAUAUAAAAUAAAUUAGUAACUCAGUCUCAGUAGCUGAUUAAAAUCAGUUAGCAAAAGAAUAAAAAUAGUAGCCUAAUAUAAAUUAAGAGAACACUAAAUCGUCAAGUUUUACAGAGAAAUCUAUUAAUUAUGUAAGCGAAGUAUCAAAUCCGAAAUAUUAUUUUUCAUCAACUUAACAAAUGUCAGAUGACCACUCUGAUUUUAAGCUUGCAUUUGAAGAUUAAAAGUUAAAUAAAAUAAUCGAUUUAUAGAAAUAGCCUUUCGCUCCUAGUCAAAAAAAUGCAAUAGUUGGCAUGUCAGGUUCUCUUUUAUUAAGAUAGUAUAAUAAGUGCUUAAAAGUUAAUUCACCACAAAAAAAGACAACACUUACUCUACAUCAAAGUAAUCCAAUCAUAGAGCAAAAUGAACCUUCUUUAACUGAGCCUAAUGAGCAAACUCUCACUGAAAGAUAGCUAAACUUAGAAGCUACAAAGAUUUUAUCACCUAAUCCCGUGAAGCGUAAAGAAUUUGAAUGCACAUUCCGCCCUUAGUCUUUGGAUAAUGAGUUCAAAGAAACUGAGUAACUUAAUAUUUUGCAGACUGAUUCUUAACCAACAAAUUUUAACAAAUUUCAACAUAAAUCUAACAAUCACUUAAAAGUUUAGACUUUUUGUGCAUCUCCUUCAAAUAGUAUAAUGGAAACUCCAUAAUAUCACCAACUUAAAAUAUUAGACAUAAAUAAAACGACCGAAAACUAGCAACCUGAAAAUAAAAACACUGCUUUAUCUCUUCCUAUUAAAGUUGAUAGCUAUGAAAUUAAAGAAGACAAUAAUUACUCAUUUGCUCAAAAUUUGCCUUAAAAAAAUGAAAAAAGUGGAGAAGAUUCAUCAAAAAAAUUAGGAACAUAAUAAAUCCUCAGAGAAGCUUAAGAUUAAAAUGAUUAAAACAUUGAAAAAGCAUCUUCAGUUAUCUUAAAUAUAAAAGAAGAUAUAAUCAAUCUGUCAAAUAACUUCAAAGCAGAAUCCAUAAACAAAAAUAGGGCGCAAACAGAAGUGAAAUCUGGUUCAAAAAACAAAGAAUAAAAAUCUAAAAAGCCAGAAAAUAAAUUUGAAGAGACUAAGAUUCAAAGCAUGAACUAAAUUCAAUACUAAGAAGACGAUACAAGAAAAUCAUCUGCAACAAAAAAAUAGAUAAAAUCUACAUUUAGCUAACAGUUUAAUAGUACAUUUAGCGAUAAAACUCAAGUACUCAAUAAUCAUCUUGACUAAAACUGCUAAAAUUUUUUACAUAAAAAAGAAGUGAAAGUUCUGAAGAAGCCAAGCAUGAAAAAAUCCUCUGAGAUAGCAAUUAGAUAGACAUAAAACGAAGACAACGACGAAUUGCAGCAAGCUCAAACAGAAAAUCAAAUAAAAAAUGAGGAAACAGCAAAAUUUGAAGAACAUCAAAAAAUUCUAAAUGAUAUUACAUUUGAAAAUAAUUCUCAAAUGAUCAAUGCUGAGAAUAAUAGAAAAAGUUCAAUUUAGUAAGGAGAUUUAAAACUAUUUUACCCAUAAAAUUCUCUCAGUAACUCAUAAAAUUUAUGA
Molecule: messenger RNA, 4431 nt
Organism: Tetrahymena thermophila SB210
Lineage: Eukaryota; Ciliophora; Oligohymenophorea; Hymenostomatida; Tetrahymenidae
Exons: 1
Source: RefSeq, a predicted model, not a curated record